UUCUAGACACGUAGCAAAAGAAGCGUGAUUUUUAACGUAUAUUAAAUUGCAAAUUAGUUGUGAAGGAUGACUAAGAAGUUAUAUUCAGAAUUGUUUUAAAUUUAAAGACUCUUUCGAAGAAAAUGCACUUUUCUGUGCCAGAUACGCAGGAAUUUUUGGAUGAAGCUGGAAAUACCUACUUAGGGUAUAAUAUUCACAUCAACGGAUUAUUUCACUGUACAGUGAGAUACAAACAACUGCAUAAUUUACACGAGCAGUUAGAAAAGGAUUAUGACAUUCCUUUACCUUCUUUUCCACCGAAGAAAUUUUUCCCUUUAACCAACUGUCAGCAGGAGGAUCGCCGAAUCGCAUUAGAGAAAUACAUACAAACAAUAGGACAGAACACUACAAUCAACAAUUCGUCGUUAUUAAAUGGAUUUUUGCUCAACGCUCAAUUGGAAACAGACGGAUGUAAAUUGGAAACUGAGAACUUUGAUAUUUAUCUCUACAAUGGGUGUAAAGUUACCCUUGUAAUUUCAAAUGCAGAACAUUCUGGUCAGAUUUUGAAAAAAAUAUGCAGACACAUAAAAUUGCCCGAACGGUAUGACUCCUAUUUUUCACUCUUUAUUCUUCUGCAAGAUAACGAUGGUGGCACCAAUAUUAUCCGGAAACUUCAAAAUUUCGAAUCCCCUUCCAUAAUACAGAAAAAUAUACAAAAAACUGGAACCAAGAUUAUCCUUGGAAAAUGGUACUGGGACAUUGGUUACGAUCUCGAAUUGAUGCACGAUCCGGUAGCUCUUAAUUUAUUGUAUAUACAAACAUCGGCAGAAAUUGAACGAAGCUGGAUUGUUCUUUCGAAAAAAACCAAGGAUCAACUGGAUGCUCUAUGCCAACGUAGUAAAAGAAAGGAGGUGAUUAUUUUACCAUUCUUAUGGUUUUUGAAUAAUUUUUAUCUCUUGCAAGGUGUGUAG
Molecule: messenger RNA, 950 nt
Organism: Belonocnema kinseyi
Lineage: Eukaryota; Metazoa; Arthropoda; Insecta; Hymenoptera; Cynipidae
Product: sorting nexin-17-like
Exons: 4
Coding region: 123-950 (275 amino acids)
Biological process (GO): intracellular protein transport
Cellular component (GO): early endosome
Molecular function (GO): phosphatidylinositol binding
Source: RefSeq, a predicted model, not a curated record